Molecule: messenger RNA, 609 nt
Organism: Plasmopara halstedii
Lineage: Eukaryota; Oomycota; Peronosporomycetes; Peronosporales; Peronosporaceae
Exons: 6
Coding region: 1-609 (202 amino acids)
Source: RefSeq, a predicted model, not a curated record
AUGGGUGCUUGUUUGAAACUUUAUUACUUUAUAUUUAGCGCACGAUUUGUAUGCUUCUCUCUCAAAUUCAGCGACAAAAUGAGUAAUAUUGCGAGUGAUCUAACCGCAAAACAGAUCAUUUGGAGCCCACCAGACCAAAAACUCCACUCCCAAAAUCUUAUAUCUCCAAUGGCAUGUAUUCCACAAAAACGAGCUUUGCCAGCUUCUAUUGCGUUGGUACGGACUAAAGAUGAUCGUCAAAAAAAAGUGACCGCUUUAAAGCGAGUGCAGCAAAAUGGCAGUAAGCAAAGGAUUGUGCCGGGGGCAUGGAGGUGGUCGUCGAUGCCAUUUUGUCGGGGCUGCACACGUUCGCGAAAGAGUAGAAAAUAUUGUGCUGCUCAUGUACAUUUUGAAAACGACAAUUACUUGAGUACCUGGAACGAUCCCGAUACAUGCCAGGACAGUUAUGUUUCAGUCUACGAACAAAACUUUCUACAAUCAUUUCAACAGAUGCUGCCUAGACUUAGUCAUGCACUUUACGUAGCGUCACUAUCACCUCCAAGAGCAAUAUUUACCUCACUUUCAGUAGGGAAUGUAUCUUGUCUAAGCGAACGAAAAUUAAACCAUUAA